Molecule: messenger RNA, 3312 nt
Organism: Colletotrichum lupini
Lineage: Eukaryota; Fungi; Ascomycota; Sordariomycetes; Glomerellales; Glomerellaceae
Exons: 5
Coding region: 1-3312 (1103 amino acids)
Source: RefSeq, a predicted model, not a curated record
AUGGGCCUCUUUUCUCGCAAGGAAAAGGCCCCCAAAGCCUCGGGCAAGCCAUCGAUCAACACGUCAAACGUGAGCAUCGCCUCUGGUGCUUCCAGCAUCAAAUCACCACCGCCACGCAGCACUACAAUGAACAGGUCUUCCGGAACGAGCACGACGCCCGGCACGCCUUUGACGCCCUUCUCGCCUACCUCGAUACCCAAGGUCGACUUGCCGCGUCCUCCUGACCCGCAGCUUGACCCGGCAGGAUACCUCAGGAGCUUGGGGGCGGUUAGAGAACGAAGCAAGAUUGUCACGGACAAGGCGAUCCGCAACGAAUUGAAGCACUUUGACGUGGACAUGCGCAAGUUCCCAGACGUUGUGACGUUCGUCUCUCAGAUCAUCAAGAGAGACUACGACGCCCCGUACAAUUCGAUUCCUAGCCACGGAAGACACCAGCACUUCUGUGUCGGCGGUCGUGACCGCAUUGCACAGCUUCUUUCCACAUUCCCCGAAGAUGUCGACAACAGCGAAAAAUGUCGGCGCAUGAUCGACCUCUUCCUCGUGAGUGUGCUUCUCGACGCUGGCGCAGGCACAAAGUGGAGUUACAAGAGCACCGAAAACGGACGCAUAUACCGCCGGUCAGAAGGCAUCGCCGUAGCCAGCUUGGAGAUGUUCAAGAGUGGUCUUUUCUCCAGCGACAGCAGAAACAAGUUCCAGGUUGACAAGGAGGGACUGCGCAACCUGACAGUAGAGAGGGUAUCUGCAGGCUUGCAGUCGAAACCGGGCAACGAAAUGGCAGGCAUUGAAGGCAGGACACAAUUGCUCCAACGGCUAGCAAAUGCCCUGACCGAGAAGCGGGAAUACUUUGGCGACAGCGGACGGCCAGGUCACAUGGUUGAUUAUCUCCUAUCGCAUCCCUCGACUCAAGCUUCUUCGAUGCCCAUUGUGAUUCUCCCUACAUUGUGGAAUGUCCUGAUGAACGGCCUCAUGCCCAUCUGGCCAGCUUCCCGCACCUCGAUUAAUGGCGUAUCUCUCGGCGAUGCCUGGCCUUGCCAAUCAAUGCCGCAACCUCCGCAGAGUCCGACGACUUCACAAUUCUCACCAUUCCCGCCGUCUGCCCAGAACUCGACCGCGGCAUGGGAGUCUAUUCUGCCGUUCCACAAGCUUACACAGUGGCUCUGCUACAGUCUGAUGCAGCCUAUGCAGUCACUACUUCGCAUCCAUUUUGCUGGCGUUGAACUCCUCACCGGCCUGCCUGAGUACCGCAACGGCGGUUUGUUCAUCGACUUGGGAGUUCUUACGCUAAAGGCAGGCGAUUCCGAGAGAGGCCUCGAGCACUACGACGAGUACUGCAGAAGGACAAACGUCAAGCCAGUUGAAGUUGCACCAAUGUUUGAGCCUAGCGACGACGUGAUAGUUGAGUGGCGUGGUGUCACGGUCGGCUUCCUGGAUAGGCUUUGCGCAGAAGUCAACAAGCACAUGAAGAACGACCUGAAGGGCAAUCAGUUGACUCUCGCGCAAAUACUCGAAGCCGGAAGCUGGAAGGAUCAAAUUUGCAUCUACGCCCGCCAGCACCGGGAAUCUGCCCACCUGCAUCUCCGUCGCCGAGCAGAAGGCAUGGCAAUCUUUCCGCAGUUCGGGCCGGAUCCCGAGACUUCACUGCUUCAGCAAUGCCAGUUCAUCAUCCACCGCAUCACGGUUCUACUUGAUGAGCUUGAGCAGCUCAAGGCCGCCAUCGAGAGGCGGCCAGCUUCGGGGCAUAAGCCUGUGGCGUGGAACCAGGCUGUUCCGGGGCUUGGGUUCUUUGAACGGCUUAUUGUUUCUGAGAAGAAGCAUCUUGAGAAGAUGGUGGCGGCGUAUGAUGAUGAUGGUGGCGAGGAGGAAGGAGUUGAUACCGAGGCGCUGGAUAGUCGGAUCCGGUUGAGGCUCGAUGCGUCGAAUUACAAGUUUUAUGAGACGGUGUGGGAGGUUACGAAGAGGUGUUGCGAGCUUACGGGGAUGAGGAGGGACUUGAGCUACAAGACUGUUGGCGGGAAGAGCGUGAGCGCCGUGAUUGAUUUAGUCGUGAAUGGCGGCGCGGACUGGGUCAAAGUCGUGACGACGACGGAGCGGAGGCUGUUUUACGAGAUGGCGGACGCCGGAUGGGAUUGGGAGGAGGAUUUCGAGGACGAGGGCGCGGACGAGGCCAUGUUGGAGAUUUUGAGGGACGAGACGGAGGAUAGUAUCGAGGUCGCCAAGGUCGCGAGGCACAUGGUUGCCGCGGCAAGGACGUCGUAUCAGGAUUAUCGAAGGCCGAGGGUAAGGAUACUCAUGUCGAGAGUAUCUGAGGGGGAGAAUGACGCCGUGGAUCAUUUGUUGAGGUUGGUGCGGAAGAUGGGCGGCGGGGACGUGGAUCUUGUGGUUGAGACUGCGAAUGGUCCUGGGAUCUUGACGGAGGCGACACCGCCGUUGGAGGAGGCGAUUGCGAAUCUUGUGGAGGCGGAUUAUUACAAGGAUUUCACGGCGACGGUGAAUGUGGAUUGUUCGGUGUUCAUGGCGUUGGCGUCGGAUUUCAGUCACAUGGCUAUUGGACCGGACUCGGAGCUGUUGAGGUCGAAGCAGCAUCGGAUCGACGCGACGGAUGAGGUGGAGAACGGGCCGCGGUUGGUGAAUACGCUGUACCCUGCCAUCACCGGCCGGACGCUGGUGUGUACGCGGGAGGCGGCGGAUACGUUUCUCAAGAUCGUGGGGGAUAUUGGGACGGAAGAGGAGAAGGCUAGGACGAGGAUAUUGUUUGAGAAGGGCGAGGUUCCCGAGGCAGAGGGGACAGAUCGAGAUCGCGCGCGGCGAGUGAGGUUGCUCCAGGAACUCUCUGUCUACCCUGUCCCCGAGGACCUACGCCUCCCCGUGCAGAUCGUUGACUCUGUCUCAUGGGAUGAUGCGCAGCGAAUGGUAGCGGAGGGUCAACUCCCCGCCGUCGCGCUGGCCGUCGGGAAAAAGGGGUCCGGGCUGAACGCCAUGAACGUUUCGUCGUUCCUGUACGGGUGGAAGGCGAAGCUGACGACGGUGACGUCGAACUGGGAGGCGGCCAAGAGGCUGAGGACCGUGAUCGAGACGAACCGGGUGACGGGGACGGAGGUCGGGCCGCACAUUUGGCGGAUACCGUUUUCGAGAAAGUUGCUUGCGAAGCCCAAGGUGACGCCGCCUGGUGGUGGUGAGAAGAAGGAUGGGGAGGGGUGGAGGUUGAAGACGAGGCAGGAGAGGAAGGUUGAGAAGGAGGCGAGUUUGCAGAGUUGGAUCUCGAGUGAGGGGACGGAGACGGUUGCGAAGAUGACGAUAGACGAUGGCAAAUGA